CACAAACAACACGCAUUCUGCUCACGUCACAACUAUAAGUCGACCAAUAUGUGGUGUGCUGCUAUAAUUAUCUCACGUUCUCCGGGAUCCCUUUCAGACCCCUCCAGCCAAUUACAAUGUCACGUGACUUUGGUCUGAAUGGCGUCCUUGGUACUAUCAGUCGUGUAGCGCAGUGUAUCGUUAGGGUUUAAUACAGAACAUACUAGCGAUUCAGAAGUCAACAUAUAGUAUUAUAGCUCGUGUGUGUGUGAGUGAUACGCAACCGGCAUGUCAUUGUUUAUUAGGCCUAUAUCCUAUAUAUAAGUGUAACCAUGUGAUAGUUAAGUAAUGGUAUUAGUAAUCAGAAAUCGAAUUAUAUUGGCUAACAUGCGCCUUAUCUGUCGGUGUUAUUACAUAUUAACCGGUGUAUAUAGUAGGAUGUGAGUGGACUCCGUAUACACGAAGUAAUAUUUUCAUAACGGAUUCAAAGAUCGUGGGAAAGCAAUUUAUUUUAAUACUAUUUCAUUUUUUUAUUAUUAUUAUUACUAUUCGUUUAUCAUUCAAUUUAACAUUGAGUGAACGGUGGGAUACAACCAUACAAUGAUGAUGAGUUCGACUGUUAUACGUUUAUCGAAAGUUUUGAUCGGAGUCGGAGUUGGUGUUCUGUUAUUGUGUGUUUUAGCCGUUUCGGCCACAGUGACGGACAGAUUAUUGACAUUACCUUUAAUUGAGGUGGGAGGACUUUGGCUAAAGGCCGUUACGACAAUUAUGAAUAGAACUUUAGCAAUUUUCACGACGAUGCCCGAUUGGUAUUCCUGGACCACCUAUGUGUACCUGCUGGCGGCGGCUUUGAUCUGCUACGGGAUAUAUAUUGUAUUUUUCACACCUUUGAAUCGAAUUAGGAAAUUAUGUGAUGUGGGGUAUUUAACGGAAGGUGAUUUAUCCAAGAAAGAAAUAGCUAACAAUGUAAUGAAAAGACGCAUGGUUGGUGAUAUACCCCCCGUUUACCCUAAUGGCUGGUUUGGCCUAAUUGAAUCUUUCAGAUUAAAAAGAGGAGAAGUGAAAAGUAUCGACUUGUUAGGUUUAAAUUUAGCUGUAUUUCGUGAUGAAAAGGGCGAGGUUCAUGCUCUUGAUGCCUAUUGUCCACAUAUGGGAGCUAACUUCGCUGCUGGUGGAAGAGUUAUUGGUGAUGGUAUAGAAUGUCCAUUUCAUGCCUGGCGAUUUCGAGGAGAAGAUGGGAAAUGUACCCACAUUCCUUACUGUCAAAAAAUUCCGGAAAUAGCUAAAGUCAAAUCGUGGCCAAUUCUGGAACUAAAUGGGUGGAUAUAUUUAUGGCACCACGCUGAAGGCAUUGAUCCAACGUGGCUACCACCGGAACUUGAAGACAUAGCUAACGGCACCUGGACGUAUAGAGGAAGAACCGAACAUCUUGUUAAUUCUCAUAUAGAGGAAAUCCCACAAAAUGGCGCCGAUGUCGUUCACUUAGCGCACGUUCAUGGACCCUUGUUAGGGGCCGGUGUCGAUUUACGGUACAUGUGGAGUAAAGUUUGGGGCUUCGGACAUCAUGAGUGGCAAGCCGAAUGGGAACCUCAAUCGGCACCAAAUGAACAUAUUGGAGUCAUGCGACUAGGUCACAGUAUUCAAUGUUUUGGAAAUCUCUUCUCCAUAAUAGGAAUGAAUGUUACGGCCAGACAGAUAGGUCCAGGUAUUGUAUAUAUGGAGUUCACCAGUUCAUUCUGUAAAGGUGUAUAUAUACAGAGUUUAACACCUGUUGAACCACUUCUACAGAAACUCGUACAUAAUGUCUAUGUUCAUUGGACUAUACCGACAUUUAUUGGAAAGUUUUUCUUAUGGGGAGAAGCCGUACAGGUUGAGAGGGACAUUAUGAUAUGGAAUAACAAACGUUAUGAAAGUAAACCUUUAUUAGUGAAAUCCUCUGAAGACAGCCUCACAGCCAGGCAUAAAAGAUGGUUCUCACAGUUUUAUUCUAAAAAUAGUAAGAGGUUUACAUUCCAAAGGGACAAGCUAGAUUGGUAGUGGUAAUUUAUAAAACAAAUGACCGCAUAUACGCGGUACCCUUACAAAGAUGUGUGAUAUGAACAAAAAGCGUUAUAAAAAAAACCUGUCAAACAGAGAUAUAAAGCCAUUGACGUUAUAAGCGUCAUAUAUGUGACGUUUUCAGAUGUAUGACGUGUUAUAAAGCCAUUGACGUUAUAAGCAUCACAUACGUUAACCAUAUUUGACGUUUUCAGUAUAUGUCUAACGUGUUAUAAAGCUAUUGACGUUAUAAGCGUCACAUACGUUAACCGUGUGACGUUUUCAAUAUGCCUGACGUGUUAUAAUGCCAUUGACGUUAGAAGCGUCAUAUACGUUAACCAUAAUGGUUAUAAUAGACGUUUUGGGUAUAUGCCUGGUGUGUUAUAUAUAAAUUUUCUGUGUGCGAAAGAGCAAGAUAUAUUUCCGAUUAUUGUUUUGUUCCAAAUGCGCAUGUGUUGAUACUUUCAAAAUGUGAAUAUUUUUUGCUAAAAAGUUCUGCUAUGCUUAGUUUUAUUGUAUAUACUAAAUCUUCCGCUAAUGUCAAUAAAGCCAAUCCCACACUAAUCGAUUUUUGUCGGAUUGCUUAGAUUGUUUGAUUGGGCUUCAAAUCCUAAUUUCUCCGUCACGUAUUAAUCAGUAUUUUCUUUUUACAUGCAAUUAAGCUGAUAUUUAUAUUACAUGCUAAACUUCCGCUUAUUGCAAUAAAGGCAACCCCACACUAAACGAUUUUUGUCGGAUUGCACAGAUUAUAUGAUUAGGCUUUAUUUUUUAUCGUCAAAUUCUAAAUUCAUCGUCACGCAUUAUUCAGUGUUUCGAUUGUCUACCACAGUGGUUCUCAACCUUUUUUUUUAGCCAACGGCACACCUUGGAACGCAUGAAACAAUAGCGGCACACCUGGCUAAAAAUAUAUGAAAACUAUUUGAAUUUUACAAAAUAAAAACAUGGUAAGUCCGACGGAAUACAACCGUAGACACAGACUAGUCAUAGACACAUAGAAUGACACAAACUAAAUAAAGAAAAACACAGCUAUGAAAUUAUCAGUAGACACCAGUGAAUACUCAUUUGGGAUCACGUGGUUUUUUUUUCACAUUUUCUUAGUGUGCCGUUCAAAAUUUCGCGGCACACUUAGGAAGAUCUCAUGGCACACCUGUGUGCCGCGGCACACUGGUUGAGAAUCACUGGUCUACCACAACAGCGGAAAUAUCACGUGAAAAAAAAAAGAUCGUGUACAUGUAGUGUGUGCGGUGUAUUGUAGCUCAUAAUCAUUGUCGUCGUUACUCUUUGGAUAAUGUAAAUGAAUUCCGAUUAACAAUGAAUUCCAUACUGUAUUCAUUAAUUGUGGCUUCCAAUAAUUAUUUAAACCUAAAGGGUUCACAGCAGAAUUUCUUUUAUGUUUUAAGUUGUAUAGUGUAUCUAUUCUUCAAGUUCAAAGGGGAGUAACCCAGUGACGUAAAUAUAAGAAUAUAUUUAUUUUCUAGAUACUGUGUUAAAUAUUAUACCUAUGUUAAAGAUACAUUAUGUAAGAUUUAAAUCUGCCUAUUUCUGGCCUUUUUUGGCUUCAAAUGUUAUAUAUAUUAAUAAUAUUUAGACAUUUUAUUCACAUUCACAUGCAAUCUUCUAGGCCAUCAGAUGGCAAUGCUAUAUUGAAUGGGUUAAAACCCAAUCGCUAUUUAAUAAUUUAACGUUAAAAUGGAUAAUCGCGAUGUUUGUUAUCGUAGCAAUAUAUGUUACUUGACAAUCGAGACUAUAUUUUGAAAAAAAUCAACCACUCAUAACUUCGCACAGAAUGAAGUAAUUUUACCGAAAUUAUCAAUAUAUUCAUUUUUCAUUAUCAACUGUUAUAGUAAGAACGGCCAGUUCUUUAUCCAACUCUUACAUAAUGUAUCUUUACAUAUAUACUGACGUUUAAUAUUAAACAGAUAAUAAGAAGUAUUUUUGUGAUUGUCUUCAAAAUGGAUGUUAAUAAUAGUAUGGCUAGAAUAUAAAACAGCUGAUAUUUAAAAAAUGUUAUUUUUACGUGAUUAUACUGAGAGUAUGUUUUUUAUCUUUUAAUAUUUCACGUAAUUAAAAAUGCGACGUUUCGACAUUACAUAUAGUGAAUGAAAAACAUGUAGUCUUUCGGUCUAUUUACAUGUGCAAGAAAAUGGCCCAUUUAUAAAACGCAGACCAUGGAUCAUUUAGGGUUUAUUUUUGAUACGAUUCUGAUGCUUUGUUAAUGAAUUUAUAUUUCUAUUCCUGUAUGUAUCUUGUAAAUUUAUAUGUUCGAUACUAAGAAAGGGUUCGUAGGGUAAUGAACAGUGCCCCUUUUAGACUGUGGUUAUUGUUGUAUUUUGAAUAUAGUUAUGUAUGGAAGAUAGUUCCAAUUUCUGAUAAGCAUCAAACGACAGUCGUAUUAUUGUGGUUUUCAUAAAGCGUUACAAUACACUAUAACACAUACUUGUCGACAAUAGCUACUAUUGUAUUUGGUCAACGUUUCGAAGAGUAUUGUCUCAACAAACUUCAUAACGUAGAAGACAUAAUUUAAUUAAAGAUUAUAUAUAUAACAAUUUCGUUUCGUUUAUUUUAUUAUGACGUGCUGAUAUCAAAAAUAAAACGAAACGCAAUUUACAUAGUAUUGUGAUCAGAUUGAUAUAGAGAGUGCUUGUAUACUGUUUCCAAGCACCUGUUUACAUUUAUAAUAAACCGUUUCUACUUAAUAUUUUUAGAGUUUUUUUUUCUGUAUAUAUAAAGGUUGUUAUACUGUUGUUAUUGGUUAUUGAUUGAUUUGUGUAAUGUUUAAUUAUUUCACCUUCUUUAAGUGUAUUUGCUUUUAUUAUUUGAGAUAUUCGUCCAUACCAUCUUCCAGUUAAGUAUUUCAUGAUAUUGAUUUAUCAACAAGGCACAAUAAGAGUAUAUGCUCAAACAAGAUCCCGGGGUGGUUGGGAUUAUCGAGACAAAAUGGGUAAAUUUGAUAGGCGCCAUUUUAGGUAUAGCAACUUUAAAGGGUGUGUAGCUCUAUUUUUUUAAACCUUGAAAUAGACAUAAAUGGUUAUAAAAGCACAUAUUAAUGUAAUAUGAAUGUAUGUAAAGAGAUUUAUAUUCAAUUUUUGAAAGAAAUAUUGUAAUUUCUAAUCAAUUACGUUCGGUGAAAUACGUGAACAGUUCAAAUUGAACGGCAGUCGUUUACGCCUGCUUACUACAUUCUACACGUUUUUUAAAUUAUUAUUUUGUCGUUUGUGAAUCAGCCUUUACUAAUUACCUUCACAUUGUGUUGUAGGAUAUGUUUUUAUUUGUUCAUUUACAAAUGGCACACGAAGCCAUAGAAUGCACGACUCGUGUACUGAUUAUAAAAUGUUAAUUGUGUCUUAAAUAUUGGAUAAUAGGAUCCUAUAGUUUCACAGCACGAUAACAACAUCAAUAUUGAUAGAAAUUGAUCAAUACUGAAUUUUAAUUCGUGUUUUUAAUUUCGAAUAUUAAAGAAAAUAUAAUAUAUUGAUUUUUUUAGCUCUACUGUUAUUUAAAACAAUUAAAGGCAAUCGUUAUUGUGCUAAAAUCUGUUAUUACUGUGUUUGUAUUCUCUUUUGAUCAAAUUGAGUUAGAGACUUAACUCCUUUAAAUAGACUUACCUCCCUUGGAAGAUGGUUCUCUUGUUAAAACUUACAUAUUGACGAGAAUAGAUAGUUUAAAUAUUAGAUUGUAAUUAUUUUUAUGUAAAGUGUUUACUACAUUUAAUCAAAUUGAGUUAGAGACUUUUAAAUAGACUUACCUCCCUUGGUAGAUGGUUCUAUUGUAAAAACUUACAUAUUGACGAGAAUAUUAGAUUGUAAUUAUUUUAUGUAGAGUGUUUUACUAUUUAUGUGAAAAUGAUGAAAUAUUUGUAUAAAGUAUGUAUGUAAAUUAUUUUGGAAUAAUUGUUAAUAUUUUGUAGAGACAUAUAUGGCACUGAUCUACAACAAUUAAAUCUGAUAAAGACUUCA
This is a messenger RNA of Patella vulgata (common limpet), 5972 nucleotides long. Its product is annotated as cholesterol 7-desaturase nvd. Bases 580 to 2016 code for a protein of 478 amino acids. The record is from RefSeq and is a predicted model, not a curated record. Gene Ontology annotation, molecular function: chlorophyllide a oxygenase activity; 2 iron, 2 sulfur cluster binding. NCBI's taxonomy places the organism in Eukaryota, Metazoa, Mollusca, Gastropoda, Patellidae. Gene Ontology annotation, cellular component: chloroplast. Gene Ontology annotation, biological process: chlorophyll biosynthetic process; cholesterol metabolic process. The transcript is spliced from 6 exons.